Molecule: messenger RNA, 432 nt
Organism: Schistosoma rodhaini
Lineage: Eukaryota; Metazoa; Platyhelminthes; Trematoda; Strigeidida; Schistosomatidae
Source: the annotation of a GenBank genome assembly
AUGAUCCCAAAUGUAAAGGAAACAGUUACUUUAUUUGGAUUGGAUACAAAUAGUUGUGAUGAAUAUCGUUUAAUAGUCAUAUCAGCUAAACUGAUAUUUUUAAAAAUAAAUGACUUAUUUUCACCUACAACAUUGUUUAUUUACUUAACUAUAUUUUGUUUAUGUCAAACAAUUUAUCCAGUUCAUUCAUUAAAUACAUUAAGAAGUUAUCCAACUGUAGAUGAUGUUACUAAUACAGGUGAUAUAUGGUCAUUAAAUAAUCAAAAUAAAAAGAAAACUAUGGAUCGAAUUCGUGAAUUCAAUCGAUACUUGAAUAGUAUUUUUCUUCGUCAACAGUUUUAUCCCGAAGAAAAUGAAGAACCAUAUGAAAGUCGUAAAUUCUCUGUUCUGUCCAAUCAAAAUAAACGAGAUUAUUUAUUUUUACGUGGCUAA